Molecule: messenger RNA, 2398 nt
Organism: Oreochromis niloticus (Nile tilapia)
Lineage: Eukaryota; Metazoa; Chordata; Actinopteri; Cichliformes; Cichlidae
Product: C-type lectin domain family 4 member G
Exons: 7
Coding region: 242-1318 (358 amino acids)
Cellular component (GO): plasma membrane
Molecular function (GO): transmembrane signaling receptor activity
Source: RefSeq, a predicted model, not a curated record
ACAACAUAUUCACUGCUCGCAGGAAUAGUAUUAUCUUUUCAUCAUACUGUAAAGUGUUUGAGCUUCUUCCAGCCAGACAUGUAUGCAAAUUACAUUCACAGCCAAAAGCAGAAGUUGGUGUUAGAAACAGACUUAACAUAACUCAGGAAACAAUAACUUCUCUCAUGUAUGCCCUGUGGUUCAAAUAUAUUACUCUUCUCCGUCUACGAGUCACAAAAAAACAGACAGAAAGACUGUAAGGAUGGCAGAGGACGAGGUUAACUACGCAUCAGUUGUAUUUAAAUCUAACCAACAACAAAGAUCAGAAGUUAAAAAGGAGGAAACAGUGUAUGAUGAAGUGAAGGUGCAAAAUAAGGCAACAGAACAAACUCCUGACACAAAUGCCUCUGCAGAAUUCUUGUCUGACAAGAAAUCAAACCGCGGAUGUCGCCACUAUCAGCAGUUGGCUUGUUGUUUGGGCACGCUUUGUAUAAUUUUGGUGUUGGGCAUCAUAGCAGUCGUUGUCUAUAAUGUCACAUUAAUUCAUGAGAAUGAUGAAACUGAGCUGAACCAACUGAAAGAAAACCAAACAACUUUAAAUGCUGUCAAUCGUAACCUGACAAAACUCAACAACAAACUCAGCUCAGACAAUGAAGACUUGAAGAGGAACCAAACCGAGCUCACACUCCACAUAAACAACCUGACUCAAGUUGUCACUGUCUUUGAAAAAGAGGUGACAAACCUGACUGAAGAAAACCGGAACCUUCAAAAGAAAAAUGAGGAGCUGGAGACUCAGAAUGAGGAGCUGGAGACAGAGAAGAAAAACCUAACAGACCAAAUACGAAACUUGACGACAUCAUGGAAUGAGCUCAAUGUUAGUCGAGCCCAGUGGAGUAUUGAUGCCUACUGUCCCAAGGACAAGGACAAGAUCAAUAACAACCGAAAGUGUAAUGUUUGUCAGGAUGGCUGGCUUCCCUUCCAGUCAGACUGCUAUGCAAUUAAUAAUGCUGAUCCUCCUGAGCAGAAAACCUGGGAAGGUGCUCGAGGAAACUGUACAGGAAAGAGUUCAGAUUUGGCUGUUGUGAAUAAUGAAACAGAAAAGAAUUUUGUCACUGGCAACAACUGGUGGAAUUCAGGAAACAGUGCAUACUGGAUUGGUCUGAGAGUCGAAGGUGGGAACUGGAAGUGGGUGGAUGGAAGGAAUCUGACUUAUACCUCCUGGAUCACAACGUCUCCUACUGAUGGUCAGUGUGCAGUUUCUGUGAAAAAUGAAUUUAAAUCAGUGAGCUGUGAUGAGAAGAACGGAUGGAUCUGCAAGAAGAAAGCUUUAACUCUUUGAAAACUGCAGUAAAAUGUCACAAGACUGCUGGAUGUUCUGAAAAUAUAAUAUUAUUAUUGUUCUUAUCAGUAAAAAUAGAAUUCAUUAUAUAAAUAUAAUAAAAUAUGAACACUGCUUUAUUAUUUUUGUGUAUUUAAAAGAAACCUGUAAUUUAAAAUAUUGUACUUUUACUAGAAAAAAAAGAAAGUAAAAAAUGAAACAGUUUUUUCAAUCAAAUAAUUGCCAUAUUGUUACUGACUUUUUCUUUUUAACAAAAGUUUUAAACAAACGUUGUAGCUUAAACAACACUGUUCAAACUGCUGUAACAUGUUUAAUCAAGAUGAGGAAGAAGGAGAGCUGGCCUCUACAUUUGGACUGUCAACAUCAGCCACAGAGCAGCAGAGAAGAACAGGAAGUCCAGCUUAUUAAAUGCUUUGUCUUUUAUAUAUAUUCUUUGUCAAAUCAGUUUUUCAACAUUGUUAUUAUAGUUUAUUUGCUUUUUUUUUUUAAAUUUUCGUUUUCUUUCAGUUUUAAAUUUUCCAAAUUAGAUUCAAUUACUUUUCAGUGGCUCCAUAGUUUAGUUGCUAACACGUUCAAUUAGCAAUUGGAGGUUCACUGGUUUGAUUCCUGCAGGACAUGCAAAUUCCCCUUGGGCUCACAUCAGGAAGAGCUUCCGAUCUAAAAUACUAGCAAAUCAAACACACAACCCUUGUAAAAGGGGAGCUGCUGAAAGUAACAUACAGAUUCAGUUAUUUUCAGAGAAAAUUUACAGUUUUAGGUUUAUUUUAAAAGUUAUUAACUUGAAUUUAGUUUCUAUUAGGCUCAAUGCUAAUUUUAGUUAAACUAUAACAUGGUAAUAGUUUAGCACAGGGCAAUAUCUAAGAAGCUCAGAAUGGUUAUUGGAAAUGUUCGCUCUGCAUAAAAAUCCUCAUGUAUACAUCCAUAAUUUUUCAUAAAAGGUCUGAAAAUAAGUUGCUAAACAAAGUUUUUUUUAGUUUAGAUGUAUGGUAGUUUGCUUACUCAUUAAUCCCAAGAUUUUCAGUUAUCGUCUGUAACCUUGUUAUGAUGUGCUUGAGUCCUAAAAUUUAUUUUGAAAAAUGA